CUGACCGGGCUGAAAACCUGAGAACACAGGCAGGGAGGCGACGCUCGUCUCUGGGACACGUUUACGGCUAACAUUAGUUUUUUUUAACUCUUCACCGAUAUUGGAACACAACAUAUUGGAUUUUAACAAUGAGGAAGAGCGAGGUGCUCGCGGCAGAGUCUGUGUCCUGUCUGAAUAAAGCACUGUGCCACCUGAAGGACAUUUGGGAGGAGAUCGGUAUCCCAGAGGACCAGAGACUACAGAGGACUAAUGUUGUCAAAAACCACAUUAAGAGUUUACUAGAUAUGAUGGUCAAGGAAGAGGAAUCUCUGAGACAAAGACUUGUAAGCAGCAUUCAAACAUGCAGGACAGACAUGGAGAAACUCUGCCUGGAGCUUCAGCUGAAUGCGUUCGAGGAGGAGGGUGGCAUCAGCAUGCUGCAGCAGGAGAAUAACAUCCGCACACAGGUGGAGGCUCUGCUGAAGGAGAAGGCUCAGCGCAUGCAGCAGCUGAAGGCGCUGCUGGAGCAGGAGCAGGACCUGUGUGACAUCCUGUGCUCCGAGCUCUACGGCCUCUCUGCAGACUCUGUCCCCACACUGGAACAACUGGAGAGCUUCAGCCAGCACGUGGCCAGCCAGAACACAGAGAAGGCGAAGCGGUAUGCUGAGUUUGCGGACCUGAAAAGGCAGAUCAUCCUGUACAUGGCAGAGUUGGAACACACCCCCGAGACCAGCUUCGAGAAGGACGUCGUCUGCGAGGACGAGGACGCCUUUUGCCUUUCAAGAGACAACAUCUCUUCACUCAAACUGCUUGUCUGUCAGCUGGAGGAAAGCAAGGUGGAGAACGAGGCGAAGUGUGAGGCUAACCGAGAGAAGGUCCAGCGGCUGUGGGACAGACUGCAGGUUCCCCAGGAGGAGAGGGAGGCCUUCAAUGAUCACAUGGUCUCGUCCAGGAAGAGGAACCUGGAAGCGUUACGAGCAGAGGUGCAGCGUCUAGAGGAGCUCAAACUGCUAAACAUCUGCAACGUCACCGAAGCCAUCCGCUCCGAGAUCGCUGUGUUUUGGGAAAAAUGUUUCUUCAGCACUGACCAGCGGCAGGAUUUCGCUCCCUAUUUUAGCGAGACUUUUACUGAAGAGCUUUUGAGUCUGCAUGAUGCUGAGAUCCAGCGCUUGAAGCAGCAUUAUGAGGAGCACCAAGAGCUGUUUGAUGGGGUCCGCCAGUGGGAAGACAGCUGGAGACUCUUCCUCGAUCUGGAGAAAAAAGCCACAGAUCCGACCAGAUUCACUAACAGAGGAGGAAAUCUUCUGAAAGAGGAGAAACAGAGGUCUGAGCUGCAUAAAAGCCUGCCCAAGCUGGAAAAGAAAUUAAAAGCCCAGAUCGAUACAUGGGAAAGUGAACAGGACAGUGAGUUUUUAGUACACGGUCAGAAGUUCCUGCAGUAUGUGGAGGAACAGUGGGAGCUGCACCAAAUAGAGAAGGAGAAGGAAAAACAAGAGAGGCACCUAAAGAAGAGCAAACAGACCGAGGAGGACAUGCUGUAUGGAACAGCCGUACGAACCCCCAUCAAGCGCAGACUCCUAGGCACUACUACCCCCAUUAAAACACGAAAGUUCAACGCGACGUCCAGCAUCUCUAGUGCCACCUCAAACAGCAGCAGCCGCUCUGUGUAUGGUUCGACGGUGUGUCGCUCACCUGGGCCCCGCCCACCUCUCUCAGCAAACAAGACUCCAUUAGUGCGGACGCCAGGCGUUGGUAAACCCCCCAACCCCCGCCUGCAGGGCUGUAACAAGGAGAACGAGGCGCAGCUGAAGGGGAGCCCUCUGAGCGGUGCGUUGCUGACCCAUGCUAGUCCACAGCCUAACUUCAGCAUAGCCUCUGUUGCCAGCACAUAUUCAGAGUUUGUGAAGGACUUCAACUCUGAACCUGUUCAGUUAAGCGAGACUUGUCAAAGGCCUCUGACGCCAAGGUCCAGCACAACAUCCUGAACUCCACCAGCACCAACCUUUGACCUCUCAACUCUGAGGACGACUGCUAUCAUAUCGCGGUCCUUUCAACAAAGUUUUAAUCUCCUCCUAAACGGAUCACUGCCUCUCACUGCUAUCUGCUUCUAUAUUUAAAUGAAGGCAAUAAUAUAUUAAGUGCAAAGUCAGUGAUAAACAAGGACUAAGCGUCAGUGGCUGAGCGUGUGGUCUUCAGCAGUCUAUCACUGUAAGAGGGAAAACAAAGUUUGUAUUAUAAGUUAACUAACACUACUUCGCUCACUAAAUUUUGCCAGUUAUUGAAAUGUCAUAAAUGUCCUCCGCAUUUUUUACUGCACACGAAAGGAACGAAGGAAAUCUAACAUCCUGAUGUUAUGCAAUCUGGGGUUAGAGGCCAAAUGUAUUAUGAAUACUUUGCACUUUUUUAGAAUAUAUAUAUAUAUAUAUAUAUUGCAGCAUAUAGUGUAAUUUUUCUUUAAUUAUUUUGGGCAUUUUGUGCCUUUUCUUUUAAUAGAUGAUAGGAAAUGGUGGAGAAGAGAGUUUUGUCCAGGAAUCAAACCGGGAACAUGCAUUGUGUAAUUGUACACGCACUCCUACUGCUCCAUCCAAAUCUGUUUUUAUACAUGUAUUUGUGUACAUAUUUUCUGUAUCUGCUUUUUUCUUCAAAAAAUGUACCUGUUUUCAAAGAUGUCAUAUGUAACUUUAAGACUGUUAGUUCAAGUAUGUUUCUGUGCUGCAUAUCAGUUGACCUAUAGUUAAAUCGCAUGAAAUCAAUACACCAUCAUGGCUGAUUUGGAAAAUAGAAUAAAAACAUUUUCACUUGAAAA
Messenger RNA from Notothenia coriiceps (black rockcod), 2785 nucleotides. RefSeq names its product protein regulator of cytokinesis 1b (gene prc1b). The coding region runs from base 129 to 1964 and encodes 611 amino acids. Gene Ontology annotation, biological process: microtubule cytoskeleton organization; mitotic spindle midzone assembly. Lineage: Eukaryota; Metazoa; Chordata; Actinopteri; Perciformes; Nototheniidae. The record is from RefSeq and is a predicted model, not a curated record. Gene Ontology annotation, molecular function: microtubule binding. The transcript is spliced from 15 exons. Gene Ontology annotation, cellular component: mitotic spindle midzone; spindle; cytoplasm.